UACACACCACUCCACUCGUUACUUUGCUCAGUAUGCUCUCUAUUUACUAUCAAUGGUUGGUUUUCAUAUCCUUAGUAUUAUAAAUUAUCAGCAUAACAUGCGCUUGUUCUCUGUACUGUGCAUUGUUUGUCUUAUCAUCAUGACCCAUUUUGUUACACCUGAAGCCAGGCCGAUUCCUCGAUCUACACGGGCCACUGGGCAAGAGCAACCGCAGCUCCCACUCGAUGUGGGAACAGAGGACGAGCCGAAGCUUGACUUCGAAAACACUAUGGAUGCAAGAGGCAGGAGAAUGCACCGUUUUCGGCCUCAGGUACCACCGCAUACGCCACGCCGCAAACUCUCUGAGGAGGACGGCGGUGUCAGCAGUGAAGAACCAAAGCUAAGAAACGAAGACCUCCGUGGAGCAAUUCAGAUCAACUGCCACCAACCGAACAUGAUAAGGUUCAAACUCAUUGAAGAGCUGUAUUGCGAGGCUCUCAGUCUCGCAGAGAAGAACCCUGGCGGUACAGUCCAUUACAGAAUUCAUAGGAUGCCGACGUAGAGCCAUGAAAGUACAUAGUAUGUGAACACAUAGAUUUGAUUUAUUAUUUAUGUAAUUUUCACGAAUUAAAUAUAAUCAUAAGUCAAAAUUA
This is a messenger RNA of Drosophila pseudoobscura, 632 nucleotides long. RefSeq lists its product as uncharacterized. The coding region runs from base 53 to 541 and encodes 162 amino acids. The transcript has 2 exons. Lineage: Eukaryota; Metazoa; Arthropoda; Insecta; Diptera; Drosophilidae. The record is from RefSeq and is a predicted model, not a curated record.